This is a messenger RNA of Malurus melanocephalus (red-backed fairy wren), 7186 nucleotides long. It is a transcript of the gene GAB2, whose product is annotated as GRB2 associated binding protein 2. The coding region runs from base 137 to 2179 and encodes 680 amino acids. The transcript has 10 exons. The record is from RefSeq and is a predicted model, not a curated record. NCBI's taxonomy places the organism in Eukaryota, Metazoa, Chordata, Aves, Passeriformes, Maluridae.
CUCUCUCCCUCCACCCACCCACCCAUCCAUCCAUCCAUCCAUCCGCUCACCCACCCACCCCCGCCCGCCCUCCAUGGGCCGGCGCGGCCGGCGCUGAGCGCCGGGAGGCAGCGCCCGGCGGCGCCCGGCUGCCGCGAUGAGCGGCGGGGAGGUGGUGUGCUCGGGCUGGCUCCGAAAGUCACCGCCGGAGAAGAAGUUACGGAGAUACGCAUGGAAGAAACGCUGGUUCGUCCUGCGCAGCGGUCGGAUGAGCGGYGACCCCGAUGUCCUGGAGUACUACAAAAAUGACCACUCCAAGAAACCUCUGCGUGUCAUCAACCUCAACUUCUGCGAGCAAGUGGACGCGGGCCUGACCUUCAACAAGAAGGAGCUGCAAGACAGCUACAUCUUUGACAUCAAGACGAGUGACAGGACCUUCUACCUGGUGGCUGAGACUGAGGACGACAUGAACAAAUGGGUUCGCAGCAUCUGCCAGAUCUGUGGCUUCAACCAGUCCGAGGAGAACACAGACACCCUGAGGAGCCUGGCAUCCAUGAACCACGCCCCGCGUUCCUCCCCGGCAGAGCUCAGCGGUGCCAGCCACCACCUGCUGCGGGAGCGCAAGUCCUCGGCACCGUCCCACUCCAGCCAGCCCACCCUGUUCACCUUCGACUCACCYRCCAGCCACCUCCAGAGCACCCUGUCUGCCAGUGCCCCCCAGGACUACCUUUUCCUCCACCAGUGCAUGAGCAGAAAGUCAGAAAAUGCAAGGAGUGCCAGCUUCUCCCAAGCCACGAGGUCUGCCUUCUUCAUGCGGAGCGACACGGCRGUGCAGAAGCUCUCGCAGGGCAAUGGGCACUGUGUGAACGGCAUUGGAGGGCAGCUGCACGGCUUUUACAGCCUGCCAAAGCCCAGCCGGCACAACUCGGAGUUCAGGGACAGUGCCUACGACCUCCCGCGUUCCUUCGGCUCCUACAGCCACCCCAAGUCGAGCCUCACCAGCUCUGAAACUGAUAAUGAGGAGGUCUACACCUACAAGACUCCCAACAACACCCUAUGUAAGGARUUUGGGGAGCUCUCCACGGACUCCUAUGACAUCCCUGCCACCCCACUCUCCAUCUACCAGAUCCCCAGGACAUUUACGCUGGACAAGAACCACAAUGCUCUGGCCGUGGCCGCCAGCGACUCACCUGCUGCACCACCCCCACGGCCCCCAAAACCUGGGCAGACAGAGCCACGGUGGGGCAGCCCGCCCCAGAGGCCCCAGCCUGGGGAAAAUUUGGGUCUCACCCCCAUGGCAGCCACCAUUCCCCGGAGAAACACGCUGCCAGCAGUGGAGAACAGCAGACUGCACCGAGCUUCUUCUUGUGAGACGUACGAGUACCCCCAGCGCGGGGGUGACAGCGCUGUGCAUUCCGCAGAGUCCAUGAACGAUGGCUACAACUCCUACCUGCAGGCCAAGGCAGCGGUGGCCCGCUCCCACAGCACCGACUCCGAGGACAACUACGUCCCUAUGAACCCCGGUUCCUCGCCCCUAAUCCACGCCGAGAAAGCCAACGACAACGCCCAAAACCUCUACAUCCCCAUGAGCCCUGGGCCGCAUCACUUUGACCUGGUGGGGCUGUCCUCAGGCACCCUUCCUGUGCACAAAGGAGGAGCCGUGGCUCAGUGCCACAGACGGCUGAGUGAAAUCCAGCCCCCGCCUGUCAACCGCAACCUCAAACCCGACCGGAAAGCAAAGCCAUCACCGCUGGACCUGAGGAACAACACUGUCAUCGAUGAGCUUCCCUUCAAAUCGCCAGUCACAAAAUCCUGGUCCAGGCCAACGCAGUCCUUCAACGCUGGCUCUCUGCAGUACUGUCGCCCUGUCUCCUCGCAGAGCAUCACCAGCACUGACUCGGGAGACAGCGAGGAGAACUACGUGGCGAUGCAAAACCCCAUUUCUGCUUCUCCUGUUCCUAGUGGUACCAACAGCCCAGCGCCUAAAAAGAGUUCGGGGAGUGUGGAUUACCUGGCCCUGGACUUCCAGCCAAGCUCACCAGGGCCACACAGGAAGCCCUCCACCUCGUCGGUCGCCUCAGAUGAGAAGGUUGAUUACGUGCAAGUGGACAAGGAGAAGACGCAGGCGCUGCAGAGCACCAUGCAGGAGUGGACGGAUGUGCGGCAGUCCUCGGAGCCCGCCAAGAGCACGAAGCAGUAGUGCCCGCAGCAGGCAGCCAAACAGGCACAUGCCCUGUUGGUUUCCCCCAGCURCAGCCCCACUGGGCUGCCAGAUCCACUUGGGCUGAUUUCUAAGACUUGUGUGUGGAGGCGAAGGGGUUUCAUUGGUUUUUUUUCCUCUUAAAACAAAACAAAACAAAACUUAAUUUCAGGGGAAGACUUGGCGGAUACUGUUUGCCAGUGGUAAAGACCAACCGUGUUCGGUGGCUAGGUUUGUGCUUWAUGGAUGCACUGCUGGAUGCACUAUCCAGGAACUUUGACUUAGCAAUACCAGGUUUCACCCUACACAUCUUUUGCUUGCAGCGAUUAAAGCCAUCUCRUAUGUGCUCACACUGCAUCAUCUCUCCCCAUCUGCUUCCAUGCCACACAGGUUUUCAGCAUCUCACAUAGGAUAUCAUUCCCCAGCUGUGAUUCUCCACUCCUUAUGGUUGUCCUCUUCUCUGCCUCCUCCCAGUCCCAAAACUGAGCAAACUGAUUUCAAUUCCUUUUGAAAUCACUUUUCUUGUACCGUCUCUUGUAUAUAAUGUGCCCAAAACCUCUGAAGGCUGUUCUCCUCCUGGCUGGACAGCCCCYGUGGUUUUGGUUGGGGUUGUUAACCUUCAGGAGCUUGACAARCAUUCACACCAUCCCACUGAGCUGACUUAGGAGCCCAGGGCUUGCCCCAUCAUUUACACAGGUGUCUUCUGUUUAUCUUCUCCAUCAGCUCUCAAGGUCAGUGGGCUGCAGAGAUUGGCUUUGGAAGGGGCUGGAGAGAGUGGCUUUGGAAGGUGGAAUUUAAGCGUUGACCCACUAUCUGCCUAUCUGAAACCAGUUCCUGUGAAUCUGACCCUAAGAACCAAAAUUUGCCUUUUGUGGCACCAAAAGCCCAUAGAGUGAGAGUCCUACAUGGUGGGCACCCUGAGAAGCUCUGUGGUUGAGUUUGAGGGGGUCUGGGGGUCUCUGGAGACCUUGUGUGCAUGGACUGGCAUAAGGAUGAGUGACAAGAAGGGAGUGGGAAGGCUGCUGCAAGGACUGUGGGAAGGCAGGUGCUGUACUGCAGAGGUUGGUCUCGGGUGAGRAAGCCUGGUGGAAUGUUUCUUGGAAGGAAGAAGAGGAGUAGUUGAAAUGUUGGUUGAUGGUGAGGUCAGAGGCUUGGGAAGAGGCUGGUCAGGAGAGUCAGGGCGAGGCGUUUCAGUGUGAGCUUUAACGUGGCGUUGUGGCUGGUUUGUGGAGGGUGCAAAAGGCUGAGCUCUUUUCCCCUCAUCUCCAGCAAUGUUUCUUCAACACAGAAAUGGGGCUUGCUGACAUGAAUGACCCUAGGCUCUAAUUAUGGGUGGGAGUCUGUUGUUGUCCCUUGCCAGCAUCCUUAACACAUCCAGGCUUUGGGAUCGCUCCCCAGGCAGCUGCUGAGCACAGAGAGAAGAGAAGGAUGAGGCAAUUUAAUGCAGAGAUAAUAAUUCAUGAUCUCAUGAAAACAGGAAGAACUAAUGAUUGCCAUGGAGCAGCCUGAUUGCCAGACUGCAAGYGCUGACACGAAUAAACAGGCUGACYGCAAACCAAGAGCCAAAUGAAGGAGACAUUAGAAAGAUUAGGUAAUAAUAUUUAUUAAAGAGCUGRAGCUAUUCUUUCUGCAAGCUGAACCCCUCCCAGAGCCGUGGGCUCUGUGUUCCACCAACACCACCAAGUUAUAUUGAUUAUUAAUGCUUAAGCAUUAACACAUUUGUUUAAUCUUGGUCUGAGUUUGGAAAGGGCCAGACAUGACCCCCAUGGGGAUGGGAUACCAGACCCUUAAGGGCUGUGUGCUGCUCUGUGCUGGUAAAAUAAGUCUUGAACUUUUGACACCCUUUUGUAUUUUCUUCUCACAUGCCAUAAAAGGGAAGGAUGUUAAUGGAAAAGCUCUGACAACCCUGUUAAGACACUGGAGUGUUGGGCUUUUACAGGAAUAAUGAAGCAAAUAUCCUAAUCCUUAUGCUAAAAAUAAUAAUUACUAGAAGGAAAAAAAAAUCAAAGCCCUAAAGGGGAAGAUAUAACACAGUCAGAUGUUUUCUGAAGGUCAGGGGAUGUGUUACAGCCUGCAAGGGCCUCUGUCUCCUGCUGGGGGUUGCACACUUACCUGGUGAGAUGACGAAAUGAAGACUAGAAUGUACUACCAGUCCRUGUUUUCACCGAAACAGAUACAUUCCUCUCUUUUUUCCCCUGCUGAGCACCAAGCAAACAGCACCUCCAAACUAAAGAGAAUCCCACAGACUGUGCCAUGCAGACAUGAGUGCAUCAAYCCCUCCUGAGAGCAUUAAGUAAUCAAUGGCUUCAGUGGAAAUAGUCACCCAUGAUGAUUGCCGAGCUGAUUACAGCAGUCCCUGGUGAUUAAUGUUUGUGCAGUAUUUAGUYUUAAACCAUAUUGAAAAGCAGCUGCUUUAAUUACAUGGACUGCCAAAAGAACUUUGUCCUGAAGGCAUUGAGUUUAUCACAUCCACUUUAUACUUGGAUUCUCAAGUAUGAYAGACUCCUUUGUUAGAAAUAGGUAUUUUAGGAAGCUGAGAACAUUGCAAAUUAUUCAUUUUAAUUGCAAUUAAACUGGCUUGAGCCUUCACGUCAGAGCCUGCUUCAUCGCUCUGUGGUUUGAAUUGGAAAAGAGAUGUGCUUAACAUGAUGUGUGCUCAUGGAGAAGGGUUGUGUGUGGGACAAGCACCAUGACCUCAAUAUUGAGUUUUAUGAAGAUCCAUGGUGACAGCUCAAAGCUUUCCCCAAGCUUUAAAAUUUUAAGCAGGUGUUUCUAAAGGCAAAAGUCUCCAAAAGCGUGUAUCCCUUGCUGUGAGUGUGCAACUGCUGCUCUUGGUUUCUCUGUCUGGUGAGAUGUGUGAGCUGCCUUGGAGCUGAUUUGCUCUGAACUGACAUUGAGUGUUCAGUGGGAAAURCAUUUCCAGCCCUAAAUGGAUGCCAGGCCUAGGCUUAGUCUCAAGCUGGUGAAAGAAAAUAAUGCAUGAGCACAGACUGCACCAGGGCAAAGCUGGGAGUCUGGCAGAUAGGGCCAAAUGCAGGGUUGGAACCAAAAGGUAGGGAAGGCUUGGCUUGACUGGGGCCUAACUGGCAUGGAUUUGGACUCUGGGCCACUGGCAAGGGUGAUAUAUGGGAGAACAUGAAAUUGGGAUGAAAGAAGGCAGGAGAGUUUGCCAGUGAGGUUUGGGUCUCGGUCCUCACCAUGUGCUCCUUGGGCCUGAGUCUUGAGUCGGAUGUGCGGACAUUUGUGGGGUGUGGAAUGCUCAGGAAAAGCCAUGCAUUGAUGGGAGGGGAGCCAUCACUUCCACCACUCUCGGGACUUACCCAGGGCAUUUCAGUCUCAAGGGGGUCAUCCUGCCUGACAGCACAAUGCCUGUGCUCUGGCUUUCAGGGAUCCUUGGUCCAUUCACCCAGCUCUGAGCUGGGCAGGAGAAACCCUACAAGAGAUGUAUGAGGACCAGGAUGUGCUGGGCUACACCUUGCUGAGGGGCUCCCAUGAGCUGUUCAUGGGUCAGCAGUGCCAUUGUUUCCCUGGGUUUUCCUGUGGGGUGCCACGUUCCUCCUUGGAGCUUCUCAAGACCAGUCUAGGUCAACCCCAUAGCUGACCCUUCUCAGAGCAUCCCUUCCACCCUGAGACCCUGUGCUGCUGGGCUUGAGUGGAGACUCCUCCAUGAGAGGGAAGGGCCCAAGGGGUUGCUUAGAGCCCUAUAACAUCCAAGACAGGGACUGGGCCAUUUCUCUGGCCAUGACGCCAAAUGGCAAGGCACACAGCUCAACCCCUAAGGCCAUACUUCCCAGUGAGAGGACCUGAUCUAUCCUGGGCCAUCCCUCACACCUGGGAGACAGCUGGCGGGCCCAGAGCAAGUUAUCCAGGACAUGGACACACAGUUCUAGCAACUGGGAGACAGCUUGAACCUAUAAAUUUGUUAGGCUAGAUCCAGAGCUCUCAGCAGCCCCGUGCACCUCCUACACCCUGGCAUCCCAGUCCCUUAAGCAUUCCAGGAAGAGUUGGCUUGUUUUGGCUACCCAGUGAUCUUGGCUCUUUGGGUGGGGUACAGCCAUGUCCAAGUCUUAUGGAAGAUGUUAAAAUAGUUCCCAGGUUCUGUCUGAUCUUUCUGGCCCAGGAGGCAAGUAAGAGGAUGGUUUUUUCAAGUCAUGCUUGCGUUGUGUUUGUGUUUUCCCACCCGGCGUAGUAACAGUUCCACUCCAUGUGAAAUUUGGCACCCACACUGUGUUCCAUUGGAGAGAAGCUGUCUGGGUGAGGUGGAUGCUGCAGGGCUGGGAUUAUGGCACAGCCCAAGYUGUAACAGGAAGGGGGAAGAGCAAAGCCUAACCCUGGCACCAGCCAGAGAACACACGUGGCCAAUCCAAGAGCCAUCAAGAAAAUCAGAGGGACAAGCCCARCAUCAAAUCACAAGGGCCAAUAAGCCAAUUUAGGGCCCCUGAUGAGACUGAGCGUUUCACUUCUCUGCCCCAUCUUCCCACAUGUACACAAUGAUCUUGCAGCCGUUAACGAUGCUCUUGCRGGUAGAGAUGUGCGCCUUUUGAUCACAAUUUUUCCUUGGCCUGGAGAAGUUCAUCCCUCCAUCAGCCUGUCCUUACUGUCUCAUCUUUGUAGUCACAAUUUCAUCUCCUUGUUCACAGCUCCUAGUGUAGUGCUAUUGAUCAGGUUGCUGAUUUAGCAUUGACUCUUACUGAGGAAAGUUGCUAUGUAGCAAGGUGUCAUCAAACAGCUGUCCCCUUCUGGCCCACGGCCAGCUGGUCCUGGCACGUGGCAACCAAGUUUUAACACCAGCCAGUAACAUCUGAAACAAAAGCUGAGCCACAUGGCUCCAUCUCUUGAGCUAAAAGAGUUUCUCAGCAGUUGCUCCCAGUCAGCAGGCACUUAACAUUUGAGGAAGCCCUCAAUAAAGGGUUUAUUUGCAGGCCAGUGGGUUGACUGCAUGGGAGAGGUUUGCCCCAAGACCAGGAGAUAAGAACCAUCGUUUUUAUUGUCAUUCUCCGGGUGACA